Molecule: messenger RNA, 849 nt
Organism: Trichoplax adhaerens
Lineage: Eukaryota; Metazoa; Placozoa; Uniplacotomia; Trichoplacea; Trichoplacidae
Exons: 2
Coding region: 1-849 (282 amino acids)
Source: RefSeq, a predicted model, not a curated record
AUGAGAAAUAGCAUUUUCGCCUUGUUAACAUUACUUAUUUGGCAAAGUUCCUAUUGGAUGAUGAUAUUAAAGCAACAGGGUAUAAUAGCACUACCAAUAUCGGAUAAAUGGAAUAAAACUAUAGCCAAAGCAAUAUCUCCAUCAUCAUUGUUGCCAUUAUCAAUAAAUGAUAGAAAUAAUCCGUCAGUUUCAGACAAUCAUCCACCGAUAACUCAUCGAACGACAAUAAAUUCAACUAUACCACAGGAGCUAUUAUUAAAUAGUACAAUUUUGCCACCAUCCGUAGACCAGACAAAUUCAAACAAUACCGAUCAUAAUCAGGAUCAUAGCAUGGUUAAUAGCAAUAAUAUCGAUCAUCAUCGCCAUCCGCAAGGUAAUAAUAGCCAUCGUCACCAAAAUAACAAUGAUGACAACAAUAACGACAACAACUAUUACAUCAAUACUAAUCAAGUUAUGGUUGUGACAACACAGUGGCAACAGCAAUCUACCUCGCCAUCAUCUCCAGGUUUAGCAACAACUAGGACAAAUACAAAUCGAGGGAGGUAUUUUUCUCCUCGUGAAAUAAAAUGUUGUAACAUAGCAAUGGUGAGUGGUGACCGUCAUUAUCCAUGUAAUGUUUAUAGACAGACACAAGAACGAAAUGAUCAAAUAGAACGACAUAAGAAAAGCUUGAACACUAAUAAUGUGAACCUUAGAAAAAAGCUAGUGAAAAUAUUUAAAGCUGCAAUUGCAGAAUUGCAAGAGGUUCAACGCUGUACUGAUACUUCAAAGAAAAUCCGUCAUUAUGAAAGAUGUUGUACAUCAAUGAAUUAUUUUCGAUUGGUUCGUAAGUCUAGAAAACGAGGUUAA